UCUCUGUAAUUCUCUACAUGUUCUUUACUCUAAUAUGUCAUAGUAUGUAAUAGAUACAUUACAUGGAAUAAUCAGAAUAUACAUCUAUAAUAUAGCAUGAAUAUAAAUUAUAGCAGAUGCUCUACUCUCUGAUCUGUCUGCAAUGCUAUCUGAAUGCUACGGCAGAGUUAAUGUAUAUAGAUGAAGAUCGCUGAGGGGGAGAGACCUUAAAAGAUUCAUUAGACCCGAUUAGACCUAUGUUUAUUAUAGAAGUAUCGCGAUUUCCUCCAUGUAAAUUUGUAAACAAAUGGUAGCCUAUCGGUUGAAUGGUCCAGCGACUCUUGUAUGGGAGGAAAAAACAAUACAGACAUUUGACCCAUAAGAUUUCAUGUCAUGUCAGCUGGUCGUGAACUGUUUACACUGUUCAUGAUAGAGUACCCCUUUUCGACAAUAAAUGUGUGACGCAGUGCGAGUAAUAGCAAUUAUUUGCAUAUAUGUUAAGAAUUGAAUAAUUUUGCUGCUGAAAUCAUAAGGAAUGCGCGGUAGAACCGAAAAGAGAGUAUGUAAAAAGUCAGAAACCGAUUCUGAAAUUACAGUGUGUGAUGUUUGUGGUCAGAAUCAUAGCACUGAAUCAUGCAUUUUUAUUAGUGCUCGGCCUUGUACAGUGGAGGAUGCUGUUACACCCACGCACGCCCGAUUAACUCUUCCAGCCAAUUUGGCAGUGAAGGACUUGGCUGAUGGUUCUACAACAGUUGUUACAAAGGCUAAAUUUGCUAGAGGGACUCGAUUUGGUCCAUUUAUAGCACCACUCACUUCAAUUUUGCCUCCAGAAGUUAAUUUUCCUCUGAAAAUAUUUGGUGAUUCAGAAGAAGAUACUCUGUAUCUUGAUACACGAAAUGAAGAUGAUUGUAAUUGGAUGUGUCUUGUAGGUUCAGUCUCCUCAUCUAAUGAUGCCCAAAAUCUUCUCUGUUAUCAGGUACAUGAUAAGAUUUUUUUUAGUUUACUGCAUGACGUUGAACCUGGGGAAGAACUGAGAGUGUGGUAUGCUCCUUUCUAUGGUAUCAAAAUGGGUAUUUCUCCAGGAAGACUGGCCUCUAAUUCAUCAGCAGCAUCAGAGGCUCUGGAAAUGUCAGAAGAGUUAACAAAAAUUGAAGAAAUUGUAACAUGGGAAGCUGACACCACAACAGUUGAUAUUUUGCCUGGUGAGGAAGAAUCACUGAGUAAAACUCAUUCAAGGGAUGAAAAAAAGCAUCAUUUUAAUGAUGGAGUUCAGGAACAGAGAAAAAUGCUGAUAGAUGAUGAAGCAAGAACUGCAUUUAUUGCCCAACAACUUCCUCCAAAACGGCUUGGUGCACGAUUUACUCCUGCUUGUUGGCGUUGUCGAGAAUGUGGAGCAAAAGAAGAAAGUGUUAUUAGUUAUGCACGCCAUCUAAUGCGACAUUUGAAGCCACAUUCCAAAAAAGUUGCUUUCUCAAAUAAGGCCAGGAAAUAUUCUUGCUCUAUAUGUAAUCAGAAAUUCUUCUCACAAGGAUUGUUGGAUGAUCAUAAAGCAACACAACAUGAUUUAUCUGACCUAAUGGAGCCCAUUCCCCUUAGAGGGGAAUUCGCUGAAACUUCUGGUGAACCAGAUGAUCCCUUGCCAAUGGAAGAAUGUUCAGAAGAAGAGACCCAACCCUCGGAAUCUUCAAACAUUUUUGAGAAGCCGAGCGGUUCUUUGUGUGAAAAAACCUCUGAGUCUGAAAGUUUUUUGACUCCUUCAUGUGUGCAGCAGACAAUGGAUCCUCUUCCCAGAAAUACAACAUACAUUCAGGAAAAUCCAUCUCUUAAUGGAAAUAUGGUCAUGAACUGCGACUCUGUUCUUGUUACAAGAAAUGAUACCCAAGAUAUACCAACAAGUAGGUCUCUAACUACUGAUUUAGUGCCAAUGAAACCAUCAGUCACUUUUCAAGAAAAUGCAGAAAAGUUAGAUGAAAACAGUCGAAAACUUGUGGCAGUUAUGGGUGAAAAUACUCUUCAAAAUCUUUUAAUUCCAAUUGAUCAACAGAAGGAUAUUGAUCUCCUCUUGCAAAGCUUUCAACAACCAGCUCGUGAAAAACCAGUAACACAGCCUGCCAGAGUACCUGAGACUAUCUUAAACCAUGAAUUCUUUACACGGGUAGCUGGUGAUACUGUUGUUCGUGAUGUUAAAAGUUUAUUGAGCAUGGGGUAUAGUUUACAGUUUCUUGUUGAAAAUGAAGAUGGAUCCUCAUCUCUUGUAGAUGUUCUUUCUACUGGAAAUGGUAUUACAAAUAAUUCAGCAACAUCUGGUGCAUCACAAAAUGGGGAAGUUACAUCUCAGCAAUUAGUUAUAAUGGCUAAUGGAAACGUUCCAGACAGUUUGCCCCAAGCUCUGCAGGGCAUCCUGCCUUCUUCUGUACCAAUUAUGCCAAGUGUUGUGGAUCCUAUUGUUACUCCACAGUCUCCUCUUCUAGCUGAUCCACCUGCUGACCGUGUAACACAUGACAAUUCAGCUGCAGAUGACGUACAGCUAUCAUGCCUAGAUUCAGAAGAUUCUUUUUUGAAUAAAGGAAACCCUACGUCUGAUGCUAGAUCUCCUCUAGGAACUUUACUCCCAUCAGCCAUUACUAGUAAUAUGUGCUAUGAUAAUGUUGUUCCUUACAAUGACUCCAACUCUGAAAAUGCUUCACUUAUGGAAAUGAGCCUGAGUGGUGAGAAUUUAGAGAGAGAAGAACUUGAUUAUGAAUUGGGUGCCCUUGAACUUCCGUUGGCAGUGGAUGAUACAAAUAGCACAGACUAUAUGAUGAAUGCGUGCACUUCAUCACCACCAACAGAUUCUGUAAGGUGUACUAAUAUGUGUGUUGCCUCAAAUUCUGAUCUAAAUACUCCAGUCAAAAUGCUAGAUCAGUGUAUAGAAAGUACAUUGUCAUCAGAUGUAAUGGCCUUUGACUUUGAAGCUAGUUCACAUGUGCCUCGCACAAAUAUGUUGAGAAGUCCACGACACGAAGAAAGAAAUAGUGUUUGUAGAGAGGAACUUACAAAAGAUUUUAGUGACUUAAUUGCUGCAGAUGCAGAGAGCAGUAAUGUAAUGUUAACUAUUCAACCUGCUGAUAGCACAGCAGAGUUAAGAAAGGAUGACAGUGUUUGUUCAGUUGAGUUAAGGAAUGACAAUGAAAAGGGGAAAAGUACGCUUGAGUGGAUGAGAAGUGAAGGACUUCUUUUGCCUGUUCAUCAUGAUUCUGUGGAAAAUGUGCCUCAGACACUUAGUUUGAAUGCCAGAGAACAUUCUUCAAUUAGUUUUCAACCUGUAACUGGAACUGAAAAAGAUACUUCCUUACUGAAAGAUAACAGUGAAGAAACAAGAUUGCUGCAAGCAACCUCAGAGAUAAAUGCUGAGUUAGAUGGUCUACUACUAGAUGCAAAUUCAAAUUCACAAAAUGGUGUCCCCACAAUAGAGGAGUUGCAGAGAAACCUUGAACCUCAGCUGCAGAUACAAUCCAAAGAGCAAGUGCAAACUCAAUCAGAACUUCAUCUUCAGCUCCAUCAGCCUCAGGGUACUCCUGAAACUCAAUUCCAUCAGCAAGUGCAUACCCAAGUGCUGCCCCAAGCUGAAAGUCAGCAUUGGCUUUCUACCCAUACUAAAAUCUCAACUCAAGUGGUUGAUAGCCACACCCACUAUCAACCACAUACUCUGUCUCAUAAACAGAAUGAAGCUUCAAAACAAGUGCAAAUGAAGACUGAUACUGAAGUAGGAGCUCAAAUAGAGCUCCAGAUCCAAGUCCAAAAUAUUGCUGAUAUCCAAUCUCCACAUCAACCUGUAUCAGAAGGGCAUUCAUCUCCAGAUUUAACUGCUUUGGUAGAUACAGAAGUGGAAGAAGAGCAAUCUUACAUUUCAACAGUAUCUGGCAACCCCUCAUGGUGA
Gryllus bimaculatus (two-spotted cricket) is the source of this 3898-nucleotide messenger RNA. The record is from the annotation of a GenBank genome assembly. NCBI's taxonomy places the organism in Eukaryota, Metazoa, Arthropoda, Insecta, Orthoptera, Gryllidae.